UCAUGCUGCUGCCAGGUCCAGAGUCUCUCAUGGGUCCCUGUACGGCCUCCCAUUGCUGCUGUCUCCAUCGCCACACUCUGCCAUGUGCCACUUUCAGGUCUCCUCACACACUGCUGGUGUGUUGAAUUUUUUUGACAUAGGGUGCUGGCAGAUUACGGGCCUCCCAUAGCUGCUGCCAGGCCCUAAUCUGCCAUGGGCCCCUAUAUACCGCCUCCUCAUGCUGCUGCCAGGUCCAGAGUCUCUCAUGGGUCCCUGUACGGCCUCCCAUUGCUGCUGUCUCCAUCGCCACACUCUGCCAUGUGCCACUUUCAGGUCUCCUCACACUGCUGGUGUGUUGAAUUUUUUGAC
Messenger RNA from Staurois parvus, 348 nucleotides. The record is from the annotation of a GenBank genome assembly. NCBI's taxonomy places the organism in Eukaryota, Metazoa, Chordata, Amphibia, Anura, Ranidae.